CGUCCAGCUGACUCUAAGUGACCAAUAAUGAGGACGGUGGAGGUAGGUCUUUUGGACAUCCAUAUGAAGAAGAUGAUGAUGUGUGUUCUCGUCAUGAAAACAUGAUCAAAGUGACCGACUACGAUCAUGGCACUGGCGUUUCCAUACACGUUCAUCUCCUGCCCCUGUUCGGAUGCAUCACGGAGAGCAUUGACUUCGAAGCGCUCAUCGAGGGAUGUAGACUUUGAUCAAGAGAUUCAAGAUGAGGACGCUUUCGACCCCCGGAAUCCGCGUUCUGCCUUUUCUCUAUUUCCUCCUGAGCACCUGCUAUAUUGCGAAGAAUGUCACGACAUCAAAUGCCCUCGAUGUGUGACCGAAGAGAUCAAUGCCAUCUACUGUCCGGAUUGCUUGUUCGAAAGCCCGAAAGCCAUGGUGAGAGGCGAAGGAAACAGGUGUCCCAGGAACUGUUUCCACUGUCCCAUAUGCACAUCGCAGAUGAUUACUACCUCUGUGGGAGGUGCAAAGGAUGGACCGUUCAUUCUCAACUGCAAUUACUGCAUGUGGAACACGCUUGACAUCGGCAUCAAAUUUGACAAAGCCACAAGCAUCCGCAGCCAACUGGACGAGAUCUCAAACAAGGGUAGACCGAAACCACCGACGACGAUCUCUUCGCCCUAUUCGGGCCAAGACGAACCCUGGAGGAAGUCCUCUCUUCCUCAACCUCCUUUCUCGCCGAGCGAUCAGACUGAGACCGCUGAACCGUCAGAUACGGCACAGACUACAAUGGAUGCAACGGCCAGGUUCAAUGCGCUCAAAGCAUUCUACAAAGAUCAGAUUGCCGCGAUCUCCGACACAGAUGCAGGCUUUCCGACCUCGGCCCUUGACAUCAACUAUUCCUCACCAUCGUCCCUGCAACGUAUCAUGAACAUUUACACCAACCGUGAAAACUCCCUGAAACGAGCGCGACAAAAGCCCAGUAUCAUGCGAGAAGCAAGAAGCGCGAGUGAAGGCCUCAAACUUGCAGAACCAUCACAGUCCUUCGGUUACGACGCAUCCCCAACACCCUUGCAGCGUGCCUUUCAGUGUCCUUCAUUCAUAGGCAACCCAGACGCCCAGAAAGCAUCAAACCUACGACCAAUGCCGACGAUGAUGCGCACCAAGCGCUCCAAACGCUGCGCAGCAUGCAAGCACAUCCUCACCCGGCCCGAAGUCAAUAUCAGUUCGUCACGCUGGCGCAUCAAACUGAUAGCACUGAACUACAUCCCUUACGUGACCGUCAAACCACUCCCCGUGUCCGGCGGCCUGCCACCACCCGGGCCUGACGGCGAAGACACGAUCCUGAACCCAGGCAAGACUGUACAAUUCGUCAUGACGCUGCGCAACCCCUUGUUUGAAGACGUCAGUGUUAGUCUGGGCAGUCCCAGCGUCACACCCGGCAAGCAUGGCCACCGCGUCACGAUUUUGUGCCCGCAAUUCCAGAUCGGCAGGAAUAGCGACGCGUGGGAUGAUGCCCUGAAUAACCCGCCGAACCGGGGCUUGGUAAAUGCAGCGGGGGGCGAGCAGAUCGCCGGGAAACUGUACGAGCAGGGCAGGAACUGGGCCAGCGUGGUCCUGGAGAUUGUGCCGGCUAGUAUCGUUAGGAAAGAGGGCGAAGAGCUGGACGAGGAUGAAGAUGUCAUUGAGAUCCCGAUUAGGGUCAGGCUGGAGUGGACGGUCACGGAUGAGGAUGCGGGUAUUGAGAGACGUAAAAAGGAGAAAUUGCUUGACGAGUGCGAGGACGCAGAUGACAGGAGGAGGGAGUUGAGCUACUGGAUGGUCAUUGGCAUUGGGAGAGUGCAUUGUUGAAGUCCAGUAGAGUCUGGUUGGGGGUGUUCAACGUUGUGUAUUGAAUGAUACCCAUAUGAGCGUCUAUGAUUGAUCGCAGUACCUCCGUCGCAUUCAGAGCAGCCUGAGGGCUUUGAUGAUCGUAUGGCCUGCCUCAACUUCCAUACUUGU
Molecule: messenger RNA, 1974 nt
Organism: Exophiala viscosa
Lineage: Eukaryota; Fungi; Ascomycota; Eurotiomycetes; Chaetothyriales; Herpotrichiellaceae
Product: dynactin 4
Exons: 1
Coding region: 127-1824 (565 amino acids)
Cellular component (GO): dynactin complex
Source: RefSeq, a predicted model, not a curated record